This is a messenger RNA of Wallemia mellicola CBS 633.66, 753 nucleotides long. RefSeq lists its product as hypothetical. The record is from RefSeq and is a predicted model, not a curated record. Gene Ontology annotation, cellular component: perinuclear region of cytoplasm; endoplasmic reticulum; Golgi apparatus. The annotation marks the transcript as partial. Lineage: Eukaryota; Fungi; Basidiomycota; Wallemiomycetes; Wallemiales; Wallemiaceae. The transcript has 2 exons. Gene Ontology annotation, biological process: ubiquitin-dependent protein catabolic process; metal ion transport; vacuolar transport.
UAUAAUAGAAACCACAAUCAAUCCAUCACAGGCGCUGGUCUCAAUAAUGAUGGCGUUUUCGCCAAUAUGACAGCCAAGCCACAAUCUAACGAGAGGUUGGUACCAAGGCAAAACGCUGAUGGUACUACUAUAGAAUAUGUCAGAGAGGAAUCAACUGAUAAAGAAGACGCCCCUCCUUCAUACAAUUUAGCUGCCUUAGACGCUACUCCACCUUAUUGGGAUACAACCGUAAUAGCACCCGCAUCUCCUUUUGAUACAGAUGAUCUCAUAGUCGAUGGUUUACCUGUCGGUAUCUUCUUCAGUUUCGCCUGGAACUUACUCAUCAGCAUGUCAUUCCAUUUCGUCGGCUUUUUACUCACUUACUUGUUGCAUACAACUCACGCGGCUAGACAUGGUAGUAGAGCUGGUUUGGGUAUCACUUUCAUUCAAUAUGGUUUCUAUUUACGCGCUAAACCAACUGACCAACCUGGUGAUCAAUCGAGCGAUAACGAAAAUUCAACUCCAACAGGUUUAUUCGGCCAAGCUAUGGGUAUCCCUUUUGGUAUGCCCCUCAAUCAAACCGACAACGCUGACCCUCAACCACCACCACCAGAUCAAUUAGAUCAACCACCAUCGCCCCCUCAAGAACAACUUCCACCAAUAGAUUUAGAUGCACUGGGUGCUGCUAAUGAUUGGUUGAGCUUUUUAUUGAUGGCGAUCGGUUGGUUCAUAUUAAUGAUAUCUGUAUUGAGUUACUGGAGGGUUGCCAGAUGG